GAAAUCAAAAGCAGCGCACAGCCCUGAGCAUUCGGGCUUAUGCAAAUUGAUUUUGAUUCGGAUCGUACUAUAUAAGCGGCGUGAGAGUCGCUGCGAUCAUCUAUCGGCUUUAAAAUGAAGUACCUGACGUGUGUGCUGCUGUCGCUGGCUUUAAUUCCGGCUCUGAUUGGCGCUCAUCCCGGCACAGUGGUGGUGAAUGGCGUCUGCCUGACUUGUCCCAAUCCGCAUGGAGAACCCGUCUACCUGGAUGGCCAGGAGUACCGCAGCUUCUCCUCUUCCCAGAACGAUGGCAAUGUGGUGAUUUCCCGGGGAAGCGAUGGAAGGGCAGGAGGAGGUGGCACUGGCACCAUUUACCGCAGGGGUGGUAACACCGUUGUCAACGGCCGCUGUCAACAUUGCAAUGUGGAUCUCUACUAGAAGUGGCCCAAUAAAGUCUGAACAUUGAAUUAAAAUUCCA
Messenger RNA from Drosophila biarmipes, 457 nucleotides. RefSeq names its product bomanin Bicipital 1 (gene BomBc3). The record is from RefSeq and is a predicted model, not a curated record. Gene Ontology annotation, biological process: defense response. The coding region runs from base 115 to 417 and encodes 100 amino acids. The transcript has 3 exons. Lineage: Eukaryota; Metazoa; Arthropoda; Insecta; Diptera; Drosophilidae.